This is a messenger RNA of Grosmannia clavigera kw1407, 2193 nucleotides long. RefSeq lists its product as uncharacterized. Bases 1 to 2193 code for a protein of 730 amino acids. Lineage: Eukaryota; Fungi; Ascomycota; Sordariomycetes; Ophiostomatales; Ophiostomataceae. The transcript is spliced from 2 exons. The record is from RefSeq and is a predicted model, not a curated record.
AUGGCCGAGCCUGCCUCUGAGAGUAGGGCCGACGCGGAAGCGCCCAAGGCCGCCAAGGAUCGGAAUUGUCCGUACUGCGGUCAGGCCUUUACCUCUUCCUCGCUCGGACGCCACCUGGACCUCUACAUCAAGGAGCGGAACCCCAAGAAACCGGACGGCCUCCACGACGUCGAGGAGAUUCGGAAGCUGAGAGGCAAUGUCACCCGCCGCCAGAUGAAGGCCUCCCUUGGCCGCCGGCACACGUCGACGCCUGCCGGCACUCCAAAUGCGCUUUCGAAGAAGGGCUCUAUCUCGGAUAUAGACUCCUCAGCUGCCCCUUCACCUGCCGCGGCUAAAGAUGCCCGCAGUCCCGACCCGGCCUCCGUAUAUCCGCUGGCAGCCCGCUGGGAGGCCACCGGUGUCAUCAAUGAAGUCAUGGCCCGGUCGCCGGAUGACAGCGGCAGGAACGAGGAUUCCCGGUCCCACGGGGACGCAGAUCUGCGGCUCUCCGGCUUCCAAACCCGCCCGAUGGUGCCGGCCAUGGCGCGGCCGGGCACCAAGGCCGAAUGGGACAUGAAGCAGAAGAUGCAGGAUGCCAUGGACACCGCCAGGGCAGCCAAGCUGGCUCUGAGGGAGCUUCUUGGCACAUGGCGUUCCGCAAAGCUUCAGAUUGACCUGGGGUCGUCGCCUUUCGAUUUUGAUCCCUUGUCGAUGAACUUUCCCGCACUUACGCUGCAGUGCCUCAGGCCUGCGCCAACGCUGUUUGCGUCCACCCUGCACCCGACAUCGUCGUCCUGGUCGACCACGCCGCCAGGAUCCAGCCAAUACGAAGCUCUGAAGGCCUUCUUCAAGGAGGAGUUCCGCAAGUGGAAGGUGAAGUGUGCCGCAGCUACGACGGCGGUCUUUGAGGAGCUGAAAUAUCCACCGGCAGCGUCUCUUCAGAAGCAGGACAGAGCCGAGGCCGUUGAGCGGGCAGAACAACGGGCGGAAACGCUGGAGCGUGAGGCAGAAGAGCACCUGGAAGCCACAUUUGCCGCAUGGGCAGGGCUACCACCGGAGCGGCAGACAGAGCUCUGGGUGCUGGAGCUUGCGCGGGGCGUGGCGACCAAGCAGACGGAGCUUGACAAGAUGGCACAUGUACAGCACAGGCUGAACCAAGAAGUAACAAAUCUCAAGUCCCAGAUCGAACAGCUCAACCGCCUUCAACAGCCACGCGAGUACAAGAUUGUGCCGCCAAUGACGAUCCCGAUGAGCGAGAAGCUGUUGAUGAUGCUCCAGGACGAGGCGGUCACCCAUAGCUGCCGCAAGAUCGGCUGGGAUAUCGGCGACCGGAACGCGGACCUGGACGUGCUGCUGUCCGUGGCCGUCGACCGUUGGAAGAGCGUCGUUGUCUCGGCACGAUCAGCAAACCGGACCCUCGCUGCAGCAGGCCGGGGCCAGAUGCCAGCGGUGGCCGGAGGAGGCAGCACGUUAGCACCGCCCCCCCCUACCUCCAACAGGUCUGUCACGCCCUCUCUCGGCUCGCCACAGCAGGCCUGGCUUCAGCAACAGCAGCCUCUGCCACGGCCCGGAGUUCCGAUGAUGAUCCCGCAGGCAGCCGCCACAGCACCGACCGCUCUGAUGGAGAGCGCCUCGCGGCAGCCGCAGAAGGAGGUCGAACGAAAGCAAGGCACACAGCAGCGACAACAGCACCGUCAGUUAGUACCGCCAGCGCAGCAGAUGCCGGCAGUUCAGCCGGUAGAAGCUGCCGCACAAGGCGCUGCGCAGCAGCAGUUGACGCCACAAAUAGCAGACGUGGCCAACGACGAGGUGUCCGACGACGACGAGGACGACGAGAUGAGCGACAAGGAUGCAGAUGCCGAGAUGGAAGACGGCGACGAGUUUGCGCAUAUGCAUACACCCAUCUCACGGUCCAUACCGCCCAGCUCUACUGCGCCUCCUCCUCUCAUGCAGCAACAGCUGCUUCCUACGCCACCGAUAGAACACGGACAGCAGAUAAUGCCGCAACUCAAGGUGCCUCGGGCACGUGGUCCGGUGCAACAGCCUCUUUCGAUGGUAGCAAACACGUCCAUCGGUCUGGGGGAUGUCCAGUCCAGCACCGGCCGGUCCGUGGCAGCCGUACACGUCCACUCGCCGGGACAUCAUGUCAUGCACCAGGCUGACAUGGGCCUCACGAUGGCCACACUUGGCGCCGAUUCGAUGUUCAUGGAUUGA